Dipodomys spectabilis (banner-tailed kangaroo rat) is the source of this 792-nucleotide messenger RNA. Its product is annotated as basic salivary proline-rich protein 3-like. Bases 1 to 792 code for a protein of 263 amino acids. The transcript has a single exon. The record is from RefSeq and is a predicted model, not a curated record. Lineage: Eukaryota; Metazoa; Chordata; Mammalia; Rodentia; Heteromyidae.
AUGAGGGAGCCAAUGCUGAGCUUCUUCCUUCCUUCUGACCUCUCUGCACCCAGUUCAGCAGCCCAAGAGAAGGAAACUCUGAGCCUCUCCGUCCAUGGGCACGACCGACCCGUCUCCCUCACAUCACCACCAAACUGCAGGCGGAUAAGGGGGAGCCAACAGCACGAAUGUUUGCCACCGGGCAGCAGGCAGGGCAGGGGUCCAGCAAACCGUGGACCUCCUCCAGGCAGCGCCCUCACCGGGGGCGAGACCCCAGCAGGAGGAAGAGACUUCGGCGCUGCGGGGAAGGGACAGAGGGGGCCGCCCGGCGCGAUCGCCCACUCCUCGCCUCCCGAGGACCCCGGCAGCCGGGGAAGGUCCUCCGGGGUCCGGCGCCGUCUCUCGCGGAGUCCAGGCGGCCGCGAAGCCGCCUCUCGGCUCUGGCCGGGUUACCGGCCCACAGUCACGCGCGCAGGUGAGGCGUGGACAGGUAACCGCACCUGCUGCCCGCCCCACCUGCUGCGCCCCCGCGCCAGGGUCGCUCUCCGCCACCCGCGCGGUCGGCUCGGCUCCUCCCCCGCGCGCCGGGGCGUCACGCACCGACCUACCUGGGCGACUCCAGCCCGGGACUCACGGGACUCCCACGCCGCCGGCAGCGUGCAGCGUGCGCCGGGGGCGCGCCGGCCCCGCGCCCGCACCGGCCCCGCAACCGCCCCGCACCGGCCUCGGCACUUUCCCGGCGGCCACCAGCGGCGGCUCAGCGGGAAGCCCCAGAUCUGCCCGACUCCCCACCGCCCACCGGCUCCAUUGUGA